This is a messenger RNA of Oryzias latipes (Japanese medaka), 3056 nucleotides long. Lineage: Eukaryota; Metazoa; Chordata; Actinopteri; Beloniformes; Adrianichthyidae. The record is from RefSeq and is a predicted model, not a curated record.
AAUUGGGACUUUGUCUGAAGAAGAAAAAAAAGAAUCAACAGAACAAAAUCUGAUGUCAAACUUUUUUCCCCGCCUGAAUUCAUUCAUGAAAUCAGAAAUGGAUUUGACAAUGAAUGAGUUUUGCCUCUUAUUUUGAAAGGCGCAAACUCUUACUUUGAAAACCUGUUGGGGUUGAAGGCGGAGCCUGCUGGUGGGUUGAAGGAGGGAAAACACGCUCCUCAUCAGCGGCGGAACGCACGCGCUCGUCCCUCCUCCCCGUAGGUUCGGCGGUUCGGUAUUGAUGGCAACGACCGCGAACGAGCAGCGGGAAGCGGCGGACGUGGCGGAACCGCAGCGCGGCUGCCCGCGGCUCAACAGCAACAACAACAAUAACAACAACAACAAAGACAGCGAGGCGGGAGGAGAGAGCACGAGCUCCGCCGGCGCCAGCGCCACGGCCGAGUCCGGCGGGGCCGGGACGGCGCCGCACAACAACGGCUCCUCGGCGGGGAGCAACGGGAAGUGGGUCCGGCUGAACGUCGGCGGAACCGUGUUCCUCACGACGCGGCAGACGCUCCUGAAGGAGCAGACCUCCUUCCUGUACCGGCUGUGCCAGCAGCAGGACCUGCACUCGGACACGGACGAGACCGGGGCCUAUGUGAUUGACAGGGACCCCACCUACUUUGGCCCCAUCCUCAACUACCUGCGACACGGGAAGCUGGUCUACAACAAGGAGCUGGCGGAGGAAGGAGUCCUGGAGGAGGCGGAGUUUUACAACAUCGCCCCCCUGAUCAAACUGAUCAAGGAGCGGAUCACGGAGAGGGACUCCAAAGCCACACAGCAGGUGCCCCCCAAGCACGUCUACAGGGUUCUGCAGUGCCAGGAGGAGGAGCUGACCCAGAUGGUCUCCACCAUGUCCGACGGCUGGAAGUUUGAGCAGGUCAGCGUGCGCGCCUGCAGAAAGCCCCGCACCGGACUGCUCUGGACUAUGGUGAACAUCGGCUCGUCUUACAGCUACGGCACGGAAGACCAGGCGGAGUUCCUGUGCGUGGUUUCCAAGGAGCUCCACACGCCGGGAUCCGGCCUCGGUACGGAGCAGAGCCACAAGACCAAGCCGGCUGAGAUGCAGGAGGAGGAAGCAGCAAAGGAGGAGGAGGAGGAGGAGGAGGGAGGGAGAGAAACUACACCAAAUGAAUGGCUUAGAGAAUGAGGGAGUCAGGAUUCUUUGUUCCAAAGAAAGGUGGGAAUGGCUCUUCCAGAUCCACGGUGCCGCUCGGAUGUAGAGAUGUCGGUUUUGGCUCAUCUGAGCGGGACAGACGGACUCGUGGAUCAUCUCUGAUCUGCAGCCCCCCCACAAAACCAAAUUCAGUUUCCAAAACGAUCCGGUUUAUCCGAAGGGGACGGUUUUCCCGCUCCCCCCCUCUUCAGGAGCAGCAGGGCUGGAAGCGGGCCGUCACUUCCAACAGGAAGUCCCAUCACCUUUCCAGAUUCAUCCGACUUUACCGACGUUUCUGAUCAGAAAACAGCAGAAAUAUGAAAAUAGGUUCACACCUAAACGUAUCUGAAUCCUGUGAUCGGCUUCAAACCAGAUUAGUUCCAUACAUGAAAACAGAGGACUAAAUCCGUCCAGUCUGAGGUUUGUUUAACAUGUCAAGUCAUUGAAGGUCAAGUCGGCUGGUUUGACGUCACGUUUAUCUAAACAUCCAAAACUUUAUUCUAACUUUAUGCUUGGAUUAGAUUUGUCCAAUUUACCUUCCAAGUUUCAUUUUCUUUCCUGUUACAAGCAAAGGUGGAAGUUUUACUGCAGAAACAAGCUCUUGAUGAGUUUAGAUUCAUCUUUUCCUGCUGCCUGCUUCAUAGACUUUUUGUUAUUUAUCUUUUCCUGCAAGUUUAAUCUACCAAAAAUCCAUAAAAGCAGCAAAAAGCUUUAUUUUUGUUUCAGAACUAAAAGUCUGAUGGUAGUUUAACUCUGAGGUUUUCUAAAUCCAUUGCAGGGUGUUUGAUUCAAAGACAUAAUUCUGUAAAUAGGACUUUAGACUAGACUGUGCCUGAGAAUAUUUCCGGUUCAACUUAGUAAGUGAUCGUCUGCGUUUAGGCGCUGGGCAAGAAAACCAUCACCUUUAGCUGGAAAUACAGACAAUCAGAACUUUAGAUUGAAGCUGUUUUUGUAUUUUAGUCUGAGGAAAGCAGUGAGGUGGAGUUUAUCAUACUGAAGUGAUUGUGUUUGUGUGUUUUGUUGAUUUGUAGCAAUAAUUAGAGAGUUGUCAUGAUCCUCAUGGCGUGUUGGAUUAUGGGAAGGUCGGGUGGAGACGUCAGCAGAACCCAUGCCGGCUGGUCUUCUCAGCUCUUUCCUCUCGGAUCAUUCAGUGCCUUGAGUUCAAGCAGACGCUCACAGGCGUGCUUUCCCUUCAAAAUAAAAGUCUCUUUGAGAGCUGAGGCUUGUUGGUCUUUUUUUCUCCUCAGUGUUCAAACAGACAGAAAUGAGCGGGAAAACGGCUGCAUGUUUCAGACGAGCUUUUGUAGAAAAUUGCAUUUUUUUUAAAUUACAUUUUUAUGUAUGUUUGUUUUUUAUUUUUUUUUAUUUUCAAUGUUUCUGAGAAAAAAAACACUAUAGGGGGGGGGGGGGGGUCAUCUUUCUGUGAAUUCAGCAUUUUCUACAGAUCUGUUUAAAUAAUAAUCCACUAUUUGUGGAAUAUUGUUUAAAAUCUUUUUUUUUUUAAUCAGGAUGUUUUUAAUUAAUUUUCCUGCCAGAUUCCAAUGUUUGUUGGAAACUUUCUUGUACUUCUUGACGUGUUUGUGUCGUACAUGAACUUUAGCUGUGCAGCUUCAUCGGCAGAAACACUUUUAUUGUUUUAUUGAUGAUCAUGUUGUGAAUGAUGGGCUGCAUCUCCUCCACCCACAGAGCCUCAACGUACCUCAUCUGUAAACCAUGGGACACAUGAAUUGUAAAAGACCUUCCGGCUGCUUUUAUUUCUCCAGGGUCGUGCGACGCCUCUGAGGUCACACGCCGCCACUUUUUAUUUAUUUUUCUGUCGCUUUUCGUCACUGCUGUAAUCAGAUUAAACUUUUGUUUAGGA